Zootermopsis nevadensis is the source of this 873-nucleotide messenger RNA. Its product is annotated as U6 snRNA-associated Sm-like protein LSm4. Gene Ontology annotation, biological process: nuclear-transcribed mRNA catabolic process; mRNA splicing, via spliceosome. Gene Ontology annotation, molecular function: RNA binding. NCBI's taxonomy places the organism in Eukaryota, Metazoa, Arthropoda, Insecta, Blattodea, Termopsidae. The record is from RefSeq and is a predicted model, not a curated record.
AUUGUAAAAUUUGGUGAUGCAAUAACCACUCUUAAUCCAAAAAGAAAAAAUUUGUGAAUGCACUUGAAUUUCGAAACGAAACACUGUCAAUUUUCACGUUUAUUUGUAUGUGUGUGGAAUCUCAUUCAAUUUAAUAAGAAAAGUUUAAGGAGAUGUUACCAUUGUCAUUGUUACGGACGGCUCAGAACCAUCCUAUGUUGGUGGAAUUAAAGAAUGGAGAAACUUAUAAUGGACACUUAGUAAGCUGCGAUAAUUGGAUGAAUAUUAAUCUGAGAGAAGUAAUCUGUACAUCACGUGAUGGAGAUAAAUUCUGGAGAAUGCCAGAAUGUUACAUCAGGGGAAGUACAAUAAAAUACCUCAGAAUUCCUGAUGAAGUUAUUGAUAUGGUGAAAGAAGAAACAAUGGUCAAGGGUAGAGGUCGUGGAGAGAUGAAGGGUAGAGGUGGACAGGGUCAAAGAGGAAGAGGUGGAGGACGAGGGUCAUUUGGUGGCCGUGGAGGAAGACCAGCUCCCCUUAGCCGAGGUGGAAUCGGGCGAAAUCCACCCAGUAAACAGAAAAACAAGUGACUGUGAUAUACAAUAUACUGGCAGAUUCCUAAUCAUAUUUUCAAGCACUUUUGAAGGUUCAGCAAGGUGUAUUUUAGUGAGUUCUGUGUAUUUGUUUUACGUUUGCCAUGUACUGAGUUCGAAGAAUGAUCAUUUAUUUGUAACAGUAAAGUGUGUCUGUGAAUUUUAUUUUGUAAUUAUUAUGUGUCAGAAGUACUGUUUCAUGUGUAAUGUAGUUUUCAUAAAUGAGUGUUACAGUAACUCUGCAGUCCCAUUAAGUUGAUGUUACAUCAUACUAUAGCUAAUGAAAUACAAUGUUCUAAACUUG